GGUAAGACUUGCAAGGCGAGAGUGGGGGCGAAGCGCUACGGCGCGGGGAGGAGGCUCCCGUCCCGGACUCCGCGUUAGGCCGGAGUGGGGGGCGCGGCGCUGCCACUCCAGUGUUCAGCAGGGGGCGCUGCUCCGGGCGUUGGGCGGGGGUGGGGUGGGAGAGGAGGGGGGGCCGCGACUUGCUGCGCACACUUCCCCCAUUAUUAAACACUAUGUUCAAAAGGCGCCGGGGGACUUCCCGGAGCCACGGAGCCCGCGCCGCCCGCCCGCCUGGCCCACGGAGCCCAUGGACCUGAGCGCGGCCGCCGCGCUGUGCCUCUGGCUGCUGAGCGCCUGCCGCCCCCGCGACGGGCUCGAAGCGGCCGCCGUGCUGCGAGCGGCGGGGGCAGGGCCGGUCGGGAGUCCGGGGGGCGACGGCGGCAGCGGCAGCGGCGGGCGGACCCUCGCCCCGGCUGCGGGCGUCUCCGCUGCCCCGGCCGCCGCGGCUCCCGGAGUCCGCGCCGCGCGCCGCGCCGCCGGCUCCGGCUUCAGGAACGGCUCGGUGGUGCCGCACCAGUUCAUGAUGUCGCUUUACCGGAACCUGGCCGGGAGGGCUCCGGCCGGGGCAGCCGCCGCCUCCACCUCGGGCUCUGGCCGCCACGGCCGCGCGGACACGAUCACCGGCUUCGCAGACCAGGCGAACCAAGACGAAUCCGCAGCCGAGACCGGCCAGAGCUUCCUGUUCGACGUGUCCAGCCUUCCCGACGCUGACGAGGUGGUGGGAGCCGAGCUGCGCGUGCUGCGCCGCGAGUCCCCGGAGCUGGGCCCCGUCAGCGCGACUCCCCUGCCGCUGCUCCUGCUGUCUACUUGCCCCGGCGCCGCCCGAGCGCCCCGCCUGCUGCACUCGCGGGCCGCGGAGCCCCUGGCCGGAGCGCGCUGGGAGGUGUUCGACGUGGCGGACGCAGUUCGGCGCCACCGCCAGGAGCCGCACGCCACCCGCGCGUUCUGCCUCUUGCUGCGCUCAGUGGCCGGGCCCUCGCAGGGCCCGUUGGCACUGCGGUUGCUGGGCUUUGGCUCCCGGGGCAGGGACGGCGCGGCGGCCGAAGAGCGCGCUCUGCUCGUGGUUUCCUCCCGCACGCAGAGGAAGGGGAGCCUGUUCCGGGAGAUCCGCGCCCAGGCCCGCGCGCUCGGGGCCGCGCUGGCGGCAGAGCCUCCGCGGGACCCGGGACCCGGCACCGGGUCGCCGACAGCGGUCAUCAGCGGUCGCAGGCGGCGGCGGACGGCGCUGGCCGGGGCGCGGGCGACGCAGGGCAGCGGCGGGGGCGGGGGCGCGGGCCGGGGCCACGGGCGAAGGGGCCGGACCCGCUGUAGCCGCAGGCCGCUGCACGUGGACUUCAAGGAGCUGGGCUGGGACGACUGGAUCAUCGCGCCGCUGGACUACGAGGCGUACCACUGCGAGGGCGUUUGCGACUUCCCGCUGCGCUCCCACCUAGAGCCCACCAACCACGCCAUCAUUCAGACGCUGCUCAACUCCAUGGCGCCGGACGCGGCGCCGGCCUCCUGCUGCGUGCCCGCGCGCCUCAGCCCCAUCAGCAUCCUCUAUAUCGACGCCGCCAACAACGUGGUCUACAAGCAGUACGAGGACAUGGUGGUGGAGGCGUGCGGCUGCAGGUAGCGUGAGGGCCCGGCCCGGCCAGGGAGGGGGGCAGGCAGCCGCGCCACCGAGGACCCCCUGCUGAAGAGCAGCUGUGGGCCGGGGCCUGUCACUGAGCGUGGGUGCGCGUCCGCCUCUGGUCCCGCGCCCGCACGGAGGGAGAGCGCACGUUCACACUCACACCAUCGCUCACACCCACACACUCGUUCACUCAUGCACACCUUUACCGUGGGCAGCGUCCGCCAGCCCUGGGAGCAGACGACCUGACGCUACCGAGUGACGCAUACCGAUGGGGAAUGACACAUCCCCAUCGUACCCGUCGUCCCCUUUUGGAGAGAGGAUGGUGUUUGUGGCAGUGUUAACAAUCACAGGCGCUCAAUCGGGUAGGAACGGGUUAGGGAAUUGGGGGCUCCAGAAUGGGUGGACUAGUGGGGUACUGGAGUACGUUUUGUCUGACCCCUUUCUGUUUGUGGCUGAGUGUAGGGGAGCACCUGGCUGGGUGGCUGAGUGUUUGGUGUUACACCCUGGGACCAACUGAACAGCUGUAAUGUCCUUUCUGAAGGUGUGCGUGGCAUGGAGGCCGUUUACUCUGGGAAGGAACCGCUGCAAAAGGCAUCUUUUUUCCUUAACUUAAAAAAGUCUAACAUGCCCUUUCAGUUUUGAAAGGGAACAUUUGUCGGAAAGAAUGCAUCGCGGGGAACUACCCAGAUCUGUGCAAAGGCCAGCACUACCCUUUUAAAAAAAAAUCAGUUCCAAUUAGGAAUGAUCUAGAAUGUGGAAAAAAAAAAGUGUUUUUCUUUUUGGGGGAAGUGAAAUGGAGGAGAGUUUUUUAACUGCCAGCCUGAUUUGAUGUGGAGUUGGGGGUGGGGUGGCAUGUGCCAGGUUCUGAAGCUCCUAUGGGCAGCUCAAGGAGGUAGCGAGCGAGCCUUGGGGGUGCUGAGGAGGAGGCUUGGUGCAGUGGCUGGGAAUGGGGAAAGGCGGGCGGCUCUGCCUAUUCCUAGAGACCUGACAGGAGGUUUCGCUAGGGAGCUGGGAAAGAGGCCGGGAGGCGUCUUGGGGCGGGCUUCUGCAGAAGACUCAGGCUUGUCUGCCAGGUAGGCGCAACCGGCUCCAAAUGGUGUGCUCAGAAUGGGCCAAGAUGUGCUUGCGCUUAGCUAUCAAGUCUGUGUCGGCUCUUACACGCCUUCACAGUGUUGUUGCUGUAGUUUUUGGCAGUGUGAUAGUAACGGGAAGUGAAGCUACACAAAAGUGCUUUUGUGAGAUUUCAGCUCCCCACAACCCAGUGGUGCAGAGCGGGGAGGAAGGCCCCCCUCCCUCUGCAGCGUGGAGGGGCAUUUUCAGUUUGGCUGCUGUGGCCCCUUCGGAAGGGCGUUGGGGGGCCUUGGUGUGGCCAAGCAGAGGUGGAAGCCUGUCUCCCAGUCCCCAUUGUUUUAUUUGGUUCAUUUCUGCCUGGGAGUCCUUUGUGGCUUUGAGGGAAGGAGGAGAAACAAUUUGGAUUCCACCUGUCCAGGGCUCCGAGGGCUUCUUUGAAAAACCCUGCAGCCCUGCUGGGUACUCCUAUUUAAGGCUCUGUUGGGGUUUCUCCUUUACCGUUCCUGGGAAAGGCAAGCAUUCCAUCCUUCUGGUCUUGGAUGGUAAGGUCCAUAGAUGAGUUAUUCAAAUUUUAAUUCUCAGUGAUUAAACGUGUAAGAGAGAGAGAGAUACUGAAGAUUUAGACAGCUAAUUGACUUAAGGGCCCCACCUGAGUCCUUUUAUUAUCUUGUAAAAUUCCCUCAAAAGAAAAUACAUUUAUAAUGUGAAUUUAUGUGCUGUGGCUAUGUGAGUAGCUAUAAAUAAUAAGAUGUAAGUCUCUUUAGGUUAAAACAAACUUCCCAAAGCGGCAGCUUUGGUAUAUGCAUGGUCCCCUACGUUUGUGGAUUUUGCCAGAGAAGCUUCACUUUUCUAAAUUGAUUUUAAUAAUUGCAUGGUGAUUGCCCUGUCAUAAUGAAGAAUAAAGAAUGACACUAAAAGGUUGUAGUAUUUGAAGUUUUAGAAAGGGAGUUAAUAAGAAACUCGCUAUUAUUCUGGAGAAAUUCUAGGUUAUUUAAUAUCUUGGACAAAAGGAAACAUUUUGAUUCUUUUUUAGUGACUAGGAAAAACAAGUUUUGGGGAAGACAUGUUUUGAUUUAGCCUGAGCUUUUUUGCGGCAAGAAAAAAAUGUCCGUUUUCUUUGUUUCUUCCUAAUGACCUCCUUCCAUCGAGAUGUGUUGUAAGUGAUGUGGGAAGUAGGCAUCUUCCUAUGUCUUGAGGUCCAGGCUGCAUCAUGUGUCCUUGGGCAGUGACAGCUCCUUCCAGGGUCUCAGAUGCCCUCAGGGUGUUCUUGUUUACUGAAUGGAAGGAAUGCCUCCCCGAAUUGUUCUGGAAUUGGGUGGAGCCACCCACAGACCACCUGUGCCCUCUACAACUCUGCCUGGGCCUCUGGCAUCUUAGAGUUCAAAGCAGGUGAACAGAGAAGAUGUGUCACACCUUGUAAAAAUGACAGCAGAAGGGCCACCGCUUCUGGGUUUUGCUGCUACGAUGUGGUUCGACCAGCGUGGCCAGGAUUUGGAGAAGGAUUCUGCCAGCACGUUUGGUAGUAUGGUACUGUCUUCUAGGCAGUGGGGCGCCGGGGGGCGGGGGGGCCCGAAUCACUCAGCUGGGAGCCCCAGUCCCCAGCCAUGGGAGAGCUGGCUGCUGGCAAGCAGAGAUAAAGUGUGUCAGGACUGUGAGUGAAGGCAGCCCCCCACUCUAUCCCGACUUGGGCCCCCCUGGGUCUAGGGCCACCAAAAUAUUCUUCCUAAAGUACGUCGAGUUUUCCGUUUUGUGGGGAGAGACUUGUGUAUUCUAGCUGAGACAUUUGAACCACUCCUCCUUGCUGGAGAACAGGGUGGGCAUCCCUGCUUGGGGAGCACAGGGCUGGCCAGCUGGGGCGUUGGUACCUGGUCUGCCAAACACGAGGACAGGCUAGUCACUGCUUCUGGAAGCCAGACAUUUCCACUGGCAGACAGCUGUGUCCACUGAUGCCCAAAUGCUUCCCUGGUUGAAUUCUGGCAUUCCAAGCAGCAGCACUGGGCUCUCCCGAGAGGGUGGCAGGCUCUGUUGCCUUAGCUUGAGCUCUGCCCCUCCAUUACGUACACACUCCCCUUCGCCCUGGCGUCCUGGCGUUUUACUGUCAAAGUGGCAUGGGAAAAAGAAGAGCUGUGGAUUGUGUGAAGUCGAGUCAAAUCCAGGAAACCCAGUGCAGUGUCAGGUCCCCUGACAGUCUCCUGGAAGUGUCAACAGGACUGGGGCUCUUGCUGUCAGUGCUGAGGGGAGUAUAGACCACCCUGUGGAUGUAAUCAGAGUGUAACUCAAAUCCUACAAGUCAUUUAUCCUGUUUGUAAUUUUAUUCAGACUCAUACCAGAAAAUAACCCGGGACUGUAGACUGAUUUUCUUUCUUAAAGCAGGGAGAAAAAUUGAAUUCUUUCCAAGAGGAGCUUGUGCACAGAAAAAGGCAGACUCUCGCCUCACUUGAAUCUGGUGUCCAGAAAGUCCGAUGAGAAGAGAAAGUACAGCAGCUGUGUCUGGGACACAAACAUCGUUAGGGCCUAUGUCCAUGGGGACGCAGAAGUGUCCCCAGGCCCAGAAAGCAGGGCCCUCUCAGUGGGCCUGGGCCAGGAGCCUCCAGCAGAUGCCAGGUGGCUUGGGAGCACCGAGGGUCUGGAAAGCAGCCAUCUGUCAGAGGCAGCGAAUGACCUGCAUUGUCCCCCCAGGUGUCUGGACUGGGAAGGAGAGGCAGCUGGCAAGUGAACCCAGCAGUUAGAAGACGUUGGGAUUGGGAUGGGAGGGACUAGGUCUCUCUGAGGUCUGUCUCAGCAGCACUGGUGUAUCUGUGGACUUCUGCACACCCAGGAGUGAACUGCCCCAUGCUGUCACCUGCUGUCUGCCUGUUGCAUGGUCACUUGGGUGCCAGAGCUCUGCAAGGUGCCUCCUGGGUCAGUCUGGGCAACCAUCUCCCUGCCCGGAGCUCCCACUUCCGCCCCUGUAAAAUGAGGAGCUCUCCAGUUCCGUGGGUCUAGGGUUCUACUUGGUCCCAAAGCCCACUAACAUAGUUCACAGGCAGAGCGGAUGUGACUGUUCCUGGAAAGGGUCCCCUUCCGAUAUCGUAGGUGCUUCUCACAAGUAUCACGGCUCUUGCCUGUGUAUACAUGUAUGUGUAUGUGUGUGUCCAUUACACUCCUGGCCUCUGUUGGUGCUUCCUGGAUGUGGCUUUGAUUUCUACCUGGGUCAAGGCAGGUGCAGGAGAGGCUAAGAUCUUGGGGGUAGAACUCACCUCCCCAGAGCCAUGACCAUUCCUGUGUCCGAAGUGAGGGACCUGUGCUCACACAGGGGUAGGUAGAGCCACAUUUGCUGAGAUUGUUCUGUGACCAGAUCCUGGGAAGGUUGUCCCCUGCUGCUGGUGCGUCUGUGGGAGCAGCAGAGGAAAGAAAGGCUGGGCCUUGCUGGCAGCCCAGACAGGGACCUGGGACUGUCCCAGAGUCCCUGGAGGAGGCAAGCAAGCCUAUGUAGGAGUGAAGUGUGCCAGCCCUCCUCACUGCCAUGCCUGUGUCUGGUCCAGCUCGCUGGAGGAGUGACCCGGGGGCAGGCAUCAGGACAGCUUCUUCUCUUUCUUUCAGGACAGCUUCU
Molecule: messenger RNA, 6317 nt
Organism: Neofelis nebulosa (Clouded leopard)
Lineage: Eukaryota; Metazoa; Chordata; Mammalia; Carnivora; Felidae
Gene: GDF7
Product: growth differentiation factor 7
Exons: 2
Coding region: 287-1654 (455 amino acids)
Biological process (GO): BMP signaling pathway; SMAD protein signal transduction
Cellular component (GO): extracellular region
Molecular function (GO): cytokine activity; growth factor activity
Source: RefSeq, a predicted model, not a curated record